CAUUUAUUUGUCUAAAAUAAAGUUCACAAACAACUAUAAAAUGGAUUUUGGCCAAACUGAAAACCGCAUUAGCUGUGGCACCACAAUUUUGGCCAUGGAGUUCGAUGGGGGCGUUGUUAUCGGCGCAGAUUCUCGCACCAGUUGCCAAUAUUAUGUCACGAAUCGGGUGGCCGAUAAGCUGACACGGCUCACGGAUAAGAUUUACUGCUGUCGCAGUGGGGCGGCGGCGCAGACUCAGGAGUUGGCCGACAACGUGGCCAGCACGCUGUACUCCCUGGAGUUGGCAUUGGGCGAGCCGGCGCUGGUUCGCGAUGCCGCUGUGCAAUUCCGUAACAGAAUCUAUGCCGCUCGCAAGACGAUGCUGGCCGGCAUGAUUGUUGCCGGCUGGGAUCAGCGGCAGGGUGGCCAGGUAUAUGGUGUGCCCAUAACCGGGCUCCUGGUACGCGAACCCUGCUGCGUUGCCGGCUCCGGUUCGACACAUGUGAAUGGCUAUCUAACCGCCCAUUAUCGACCCGGCAUGAAUCAGGACGAAGCCGUGACUCUGGCCCGGAACGCGGUGCUGAUGGCCAUUCAUCAUGAUUGCAGCACGGGUGGCGUGAUACGCAUUGGCGUCAUCAACGAGACUGGCAUGCACUCCAGGAUCUGCUAUCACGACGAUCCCGAGGUGCUUCAGUUUGCCAGCGACCUUCUGUGGUUCACUGAAUUUGGCAACUGCUGAGUGAAAGAUUAUAUUUCUAACAAUUAACAGCUUCAUAUAUUUUUUUUUGCUGGUAUUCUUCAAUCAACAAUUUCCAAAUAUCAAAUUUGUUAAUAUUUUUUUUUUGGUUUCUUGUCAAACCGUUUGCAGCAACUUCAUUUACAUACAACUUUCUUCAACUAUAAUAAAAUAUUAAAUUAUGCU
Drosophila grimshawi is the source of this 901-nucleotide messenger RNA. RefSeq names its product proteasome subunit beta type-6. Gene Ontology annotation, molecular function: threonine-type endopeptidase activity. The transcript is spliced from 2 exons. NCBI's taxonomy places the organism in Eukaryota, Metazoa, Arthropoda, Insecta, Diptera, Drosophilidae. The record is from RefSeq and is a predicted model, not a curated record. Bases 41 to 718 code for a protein of 225 amino acids. Gene Ontology annotation, cellular component: proteasome core complex.